Messenger RNA from Caenorhabditis angaria, 2313 nucleotides. The record is from the annotation of a GenBank genome assembly. NCBI's taxonomy places the organism in Eukaryota, Metazoa, Nematoda, Chromadorea, Rhabditida, Rhabditidae.
AUGUACAUUCUGCAAACACCAUCACGGUAAACAUAUCACAAACGACGCGCAAUUAUUUUUAUUUUUCGCAUUUUUUUCGACGAAAGCGCGAACGAUAAGCUUCUAAAAAAGCUUCUUUGUUUUACGAAGGUUUUCUAAUAUUGUAUAUGUUAUAAUUGCAGAAACAUGGGUGACUUUGUGCCUGGCUUUGAACAAAGAGACAGCGAUAAUCGCAGUUUUGGACAUUCUCGUUUACCAACUCUUGGAGCAAUUCCUGUAAAAAAUGAUAAAGGCCAAAUUGUAAUGCAAAAGGUGAAAGUAAAUCGAUAUGUCGCAGGUAAAGUACCGGAUUUUGCACGCGGUUAUAACUCGGAGGGAUCGGAGUCAGAGGAAGAAGAAGAGGAAAGAGAACAAGUUGAUAAUCGAUCAAGAAAUCGUGAAAGAGAAAGAGGACGAGAAAGUGAUCGAGAUAGAAGAAGUGGACCAAGUUCAUCAAGACAUGUUGAAGAACCUGAAAUACUUGGAAAACAAGAAGAAUCGGAAGAAGAUGAGGAUAAAAUAGAAGAAAGAAGACAAAGAGCUCGAAUGAGGAGAAUUGAACUGACUGAAAAUAAUAAAGAUGAAGAAGAUGAAUAUGAAGAAAGUGAUGAAGAAGAUUAUGAAAGAAAACGGCAAAUGAUUAGAGAAAGAGCAAUGAAAAGAGAACAUGAUAUGGAAAUUAAACGAGAAAUGAAAGAAGAACUCGAAGAAGAGGAAUCAGCAGAUGAUGAAAGUGAAGAAGAAUCAAGUGAAGAUGAAUCAGAUGAAGAUGAUGAUCCAGUACCACGAUUAAAACCGGUUAGAUAUUUUCAACCUUCAAAUAACCCAUAUACAAUUAUUUUUCAGAUUUUCACCAGAAAGAAGGACAGAAUCACUUUAUUAGAAUCUGAAAAAGAAAAAGAACGAGAAAUUCAAUUGAAAUUUGAAGAAGAACGAAGAGCUGAAGAGAGAAAACGAGAAAGUGUCAAGGUUUAUCCUUGAAAAUUUUUGGUUUGAAUAAGUUUUGAUUUUUUCAGCUUGUUGAACGUGUUCUCCGAGAGGAAGAAGAAGCUGAAAAACGAAAAACUGAAGAUACUCUCGAUUUAACAUCUAUUUUAACUGAUGAUGAAAGUGAAGACAUGGCUUAUGAGUCAUGGAAAUUGAGAGAAAUGAAAAGAUUAAAACGUAAUCGGUAUGUUGUUUAUACCUUAAUUGGAAUCUUCACAUAAUUAGAAUUAGAAAUUACAUCCAGAUAUCCAUAAAAUCUACAAAAUAUUUCUUAGUAUCCGGAGAUUGAAAAUUAUAUUUUUCGUUGACUUACCAAUUUCCUAUUUGCAUUUUAAAGACACAUCAGCCACUAGAAAUGAACAGAAAAUGAGUUUGUUCUUCUUUCAUAACACCUUUCAAGUAAUCGAAAUUCAUAAAAAUCAAGAAAAAAUUUUGAGUCUGGCAAAAGUGAAAAAAACAAAAUAAUUGUUUUUGAAAUCGCUCAGCCGACGGGAUUUUCGAAAGAGUUUGCACACAACGAAGCAAUAGAGCGCACAUGCUGUUUUUGUCAUUUGAAAAUAAAUGCGGGAAAUCUGUUUUUUCCAGUGGCUGAUGUGUCUUUAAUAUCUAUUCAGAAAUGAUUUUUUUUUAUUAUUAAAUUUUCACGCAAAGAUAUCCUGAGUUCACGUCAUAAUUUAUUAAUCACUAAAACCAACUAAAAUUUUCAGUGAUGAAAGAGAACAAUACGCCAAAGAAAAAGCUGAAUUAGAGAAAAUCCAUGCGAUGACCGAAGAAGAACGUGUCAAAUACUUGAAAGCUAAUCCGAAAAUCAUCACAAAUAAGGUUUGAAAUUAUUUAUUUUUUUAUAUUCAAAAAAAAUGUAAUUAUUUUUUCAGCAAGACAAAGGAAAGUAUAAAUUUCUUCAAAAAUAUUUCCAUCGAGGAGCUUUCUUCCUUGAUGAAGAAGAUGAUGUUUUGACAAGAAACUUUGCUGAAGCAACCAGUGAAGAUGUUUUUGAUAAAACAGUUUUGCCGAAAGUUAUGCAAGUAUGUUCAAGAUUUUUUAUUUCAUUUUUUUUAAUAUUUAAAAACAAUUUUCAGGUCAAAAACUUUGGUAAAGCAUCUCGAACAAAAUAUACACAUUUGACAAAUGAAGAUACAACUGAACAUCAAGGUGUUUGGGCAUCUCAAAAUCAGCUCAAUCAGCAGUUCUUUAACAAGAGAGCAGGUUUGUGACGUCACUUUUUCUCGAAAUUAAAAUGUGGGUUUUUUUUCAGCCGGAGCUCGACCAGUUUUCGAACGACCUGCUGCCAAGAAAAAGAAACAGUAG